Messenger RNA from Glarea lozoyensis ATCC 20868, 1383 nucleotides. Its product is annotated as alpha-ketoacid dehydrogenase kinase, N-terminal. Gene Ontology annotation, molecular function: pyruvate dehydrogenase (acetyl-transferring) kinase activity. Bases 1 to 1383 code for a protein of 460 amino acids. The transcript has 2 exons. Gene Ontology annotation, biological process: regulation of glucose metabolic process; protein phosphorylation. The record is from RefSeq and is a predicted model, not a curated record. Lineage: Eukaryota; Fungi; Ascomycota; Leotiomycetes; Helotiales; Helotiaceae. Gene Ontology annotation, cellular component: mitochondrion.
AUGACAUUUUCUCGGCGGCCUUUACGGCAAAUACCCAUACUGAAUCCUCAUCACUCUUUAUCAAGGAGAUUCGCGAUAUCAUCGCAUCAUUCACGACAUCCAACUCCUUCUGCUCACCGCUGGUCACAUCCCCCGAGCUCGACAGUGAUCUCAGACGACGAUGUCGCAAGUUUAGCAAGCAAGCCAUUACACACCCUAAGUCUUGCUGAUCUUGUCAAGCAUGGCCGACCCCCCCUCCACGCGCCCGCUCUCUUCUCCUCCGCCAACUUCACCUUAUCCCUCCUCCCAAUCCGUCUCGCACAUCGAAUCCAAGCUCUCCGAAAUCUCCCAUUUAUCGUAGUAUCCAACCCGAACAUCUCAAAGAUCUACAACAAUUACCUGCACUCUCUGUCGACAUUAUUACCCUACAAAUCAAAAACCAUAUCAACCCUCGAAGAUGAAAUCAAAUUUACCGAAGUCCUCGCAGAUCUUGUAAACACACACGCGCAUACCAUACCUACGUUAGCAAGGGGAUUCCUUGAAUGCAGAAAAUAUGUCAAUCCGGCGGAAGUGACGCGCUUUCUUGAUGAGCAUCUACGGGCGCGAAUUGGGACACGAUUGAUCGCUGAACAACAUAUUGCUCUUCACAUGUCAUCUCAGCCUCAUCAACACCCAGAUUCGAAAGAUCAAAUACCAGAUCCUUCAUCGUCGUAUAUUGGUGUGAUAGAUACGGCGUUGGAACCAGCUAGCAUUAUCAAUUCAUGUGCGAACUUUGUCUCGGAGAUUUGCGAACUUAAAUAUGGUGUUCGACCGACGUGGAUUAUUGAUGGAGAGCCAAAUACUACAUUCGCAUACGUACCGGUCCAUUUGGAAUACAUUAUAACCGAGCUAUUGAAGAAUGCUUUCCGAGCUACUGUGGAAUCUGGCAAGUCUCACGAACCAAUUAUCAUAACAAUUGCUGCCGAACCAGAGACCACAGAGAGAGGAUCAGCCGUACUAGAUCACAACCGACGACUCGAGAAUGGUAUCUCCUCAGAAUCGCCAGAAAGUGCAAGUAUAAAACCAUUCGACGAUCCAGCACCAGGUGUCACAAUACGAAUACGUGAUCGCGGCGGUGGAAUCAGUCCUGAUGUUCUUCCCAACAUCUGGUCAUACUCUUUCACCACAUUCUCCGACGCUGAUGAUUUCCCGGGUCAAACACCUGGCAGUGGAAAUAUGGAUGCUCUGAAUGUAUUGUCUGGUGCUGGUGGAGAGAGUAGCUCAAUAGCUGGACUUGGCUAUGGAUUGCCUCUUGGAAGAGCCUAUGCUGAGUAUUUCGGAGGCGGUAUUGCUGUACAGAGUUUGUAUGGAUGGGGUAGUGAUGUUUACUUGAGGUUGAAGGGGUUAGGAAGGCCAAAGGAGUGA